AUGCGCUUCAUCACGGCUGCCUCCGUUCUCCUCUCGCUCCUAAUGGCGUCAGAGGGAAAGGAACUUCUUAACCGCCAGGCCAGUUGUGACACCUACGUCGUCUCCAACAUGACAGGUGGAUUCAGGACUCGCACCUUUAUCGACUUCUCCAAUGCCCAGGAAGGAGAUAACACCCAACAGUUCUUGGUUGCCAACAGCUUCUACACCAGCAACUGGGAUGUCUACAUUGACCCAGGUCCCCUCACCCACACCUUCACUCCCAACAACGUGAAGCUCGGCAACGGAGCACUCGAACUGAAAGUCUCUGCGCACCCCGGUGGAAACGCCAAGGUCGUCUCCGCCGAGAUUGGCACAACUUAUAGCUUCAAGUAUGGUUCUGUCCGAACAUACCUCAAGUCAAGCACAACCCCUGGCGUAUGCGAGGGUAAUUUCCUCUAUGCCAAUAGGUUUAACGAGGUCGACUGGGAGAUUUUGACAAGUACGAUCGAUACCGAUGCCCCAUGCGUUCCAAAGGGUAUUUGGGCCACCAACCAGGCGUUGGUUGAGGGCGGUCAAAAAACUAGCGAUAUUGUCCCGUUCACCUUCGACCCCCGAGCCGAUUUCCAUGAGUACCGAAUUGACUGGUCCGCAGAUGCCACUCGAUUCUACAUCGACGGUCAGUUCAAGACCAUGCUGACCGACAACGUCCCAGAAAUUGCAGGCCCAUGGCUCUGGAAUGCAUGGAGCAACGGUCAAGAGUGCUGGUCGCAGGGACCUCCCACCGCUGAUUCGGUCACCCGUAUCCGCUCGAUUGAGAUCUUCAGGGACUUCGUUGAGGUCCCUACUGGUACCGUCUGCAACGUCUAA
Molecule: messenger RNA, 846 nt
Organism: Coprinopsis cinerea okayama7#130
Lineage: Eukaryota; Fungi; Basidiomycota; Agaricomycetes; Agaricales; Psathyrellaceae
Exons: 7
Coding region: 1-846 (281 amino acids)
Biological process (GO): carbohydrate metabolic process
Molecular function (GO): hydrolase activity, hydrolyzing O-glycosyl compounds
Source: RefSeq, a predicted model, not a curated record